AUGAUAUUGACAAGAUUAUCUUUCUUCUACUUUUUGCUGCUAAAUUUUUUCACUUCUUUGGUUUUUGCCGGUAGUGGUUGGGCUCAUUACAAUACGGGUGAUUAUGUUGGUAUGGCCUGUAAAUAUUCGUUAUCUUCAACCGCUAUAUUUUGUGCUACUGAGACUACUAGCAAAUAUACCUGCCAAUGUAAAGAUAUUGAUGCGCUGGGUUCUUAUGUUUAUUGUGGGUUCAGUAAUACCGAGAACUCCACAAAGACUCAGGAGCAGUUUAUUGAUUGGUUCCAAACACAAUGUCCAAAUGUUACUACAUCUAAAAUCGAAGCGGCCUAUAAGAAUGUUACUAACUAUUUAAUUGAUAAUCCUAAAAAGCAAAUUCCCAAUUUUAAUAAAUCCAUUCCAAUCUAUGUUCCAUUUAAAUACAAUGCUACUCUUUAUGAAAUUGCUUACAAUUCAUAUUACGCCAGAUUUAGAAACUUUGACGUUUCUUUUUAUUUUGGUAGUGGACUAUUUGGUUAUUGGGCUGUCAUUAUUUUAUUCAGUGCGAUCUACAGGUUCUUACGAGUUUCUGGACUUUACAACUCUUUAUUACCAAGUAAAAACUACACAACAAGGUUUAUAAAAUCUAAAAUUGCCAUCCCCAGUCUUUUUGCCAACAAAUAUCAUAAAACGUCAUGGUUUAAAGGUAUCGUUCCUAGUAGAAUAGAAUCAAUCAUAAUUUUUGGGUAUUUUGUUUUAUGUACUUUGUUUGUUGCUACAAGAUAUCAUUACGUAGAAAAUGAUAUAAUUUGGCCUAAAAGAAGAGGUCAGAUGGGCAGAUACCCGGGUGAUAGAAGUGCUGUGUUAACAUGUUUCAUGUCUAUUUUAACUUUCUUAUUUGCCGGUAGAAAUAAUUUAUUGCUUUGGUUGACUGGCUGGAAAUACUCCACUUUCGUUACUUAUCAUAAAUGGAUUGCUAGAAUGACUGUUUUAAUGGCGUUCAUCCAUGCAAUAUGUAUGUUGGAAAAUAGUUUAGGGGCCGGUAAGUAUGCUUCUAGACAACAAAGUGAUUGGUGGAGAUGGGGUUGUGUUUCCAUGGUUUGCAUGGGCAUUAUGUUUAUCCAAGGUAUUGCAUUGUUGAGAAGUUUACAUUAUGAAACCUUUUUAAUUAUCCACAUUUUAAUGGCUGUUUUUUUUGUUGUUGGUGCCUGGAUUCACACUAAAAAUUUUGAUUACCAGUGUUUCAUUUACACUGUCACUGCCAUUUGGUGCUUUGAUAGGUUUGCUAGAUAUUUUAGAAUCUUGGUACUUUUUGGUGGUUAUAGAACCGCAACUGUAAAAAUUGUUGCCAACGAAACCUUACGAAUAACUGUUCCAUACAAUAAAACAACUUUUAAAGCUCGUCCAGGUGCUUUUGCAUUUAUAUAUUUUGGAAAUUGGAGGUGCUUUUGGCAAUCCCAUCCUUUUACCAUAGUCACAAAUGAGGAGAAUAAUACGUUAGUCUUUUGUGUUAAGUUUAAAAAAGGCUGUACUAAUACAAUUUAUAAUUUUUUGAAAACACAACCAAACCAAACUGCUCAGAUGAAAGUUGCCAUAGAAGGUCCAUAUGGAUCAUAUCAUAACCUGGAAAGAUACAAUGAUGUUUUGCUUUAUACAGGUGGUAAUGGUAUUCCAGGCCCUUUUGCCUAUGCCAAAAAGUUAGUUAACGACUCUAAGUUCAAAGGCUUUAUUCAUUUAGUUUGGGUUAUUAGACAUUGGGAAUCUUUAGAUUGGUUUUCUGAAGAAUUAAAAUUUUUGGAACAGCACAAGGACAAGAUCAAGACAUCAAUUUUUAUCACUAAAUAUUACGAUUACAAAUUUGGUGAUCAUGAAGACCUAUACAGUAAUAUAAUUAACAUUAAGAAACAGCAGGAGGAGAAAGAAGCAUAUGAGGAAAAACAGACCGAUGAUUCCAGCUCUGAUAAUGAAGUUCUAACUACCAUCAAAAACAAUUUAACACACAUUGAGUUCAAAGAUGGUAGGCCAGAAUUAAAAGAGCUGGUUAAUACGGAUAUACAAAAUUCCUCUGGUAGCACCGUCGUUAUGACCUGUGGUCAUCCUGAAAUGUGUGACGAUAUAAGAGACAUUGUGUGUGAUGCUAUUUAUCAAAGAAAAUCUAGAAUUGAUUUAUUAGACGAAUUACAAAAAUGGUAA
Molecule: messenger RNA, 2169 nt
Organism: Saccharomycodes ludwigii
Lineage: Eukaryota; Fungi; Ascomycota; Saccharomycetes; Saccharomycodales; Saccharomycodaceae
Product: ferric reductase family protein
Exons: 1
Coding region: 1-2169 (722 amino acids)
Biological process (GO): iron ion transport; copper ion import; intracellular iron ion homeostasis
Cellular component (GO): plasma membrane
Molecular function (GO): ferric-chelate reductase activity
Source: RefSeq, a predicted model, not a curated record